CUCUCGUCACGUAUAGUUUCACUAACACCAGGUCUCCUGCUGCCCGUUUCCCGUAUCAGACGGAAUAACUUACGAUGGUUACCAAGGGCAGCGGCCAUUUCCAUCUCUGAUGCACGAUGAGACCACCAGGAUUCGCGGUCUCUCUUCAGGCUAGCACGGAGUUUUGCCCGGAGCUCUUUGCGAGUUUCAUUGUGUUCGCUUCCAGCCGGAAUAUGCCGGCGAGCAUCUAUAAGUUCCAGAGACUGUGAAGAGACCCAAUGUCCAUGUUGGCGAUUAGACAUACCACAUGAGGAUUUUCCUGCUGCUAGUAAGGUCUGGUGAAUAUGAGACCAGUGACCUUCAAUUGCAUCCAGUGAGCGUUUAUCCAACUCGCAUGACAGCGUACUUUGAUAGGCAUUCAGAACAGCUGGCUUCGCCAGUUGGCUGGUGUCAAUGCGCUCACAGCGUCGUCGUGGGCGUCCGCCAAAGCGCAUCCGCAGGUCAGCACAUACAAGUGCAUGGUCGGUGUCUACACAUGUGCUCCAAAUCGAGCGACAGUUCUGGACGCAGCCUCUCCAUCGGUAACUUAUCGCAAUGUGAUCGAUUUGCGUCCAUAGCUGGUUCGAGGCUGGUGGGCGCCAAGUCACCCUCCGGCGGGUGCUGUGUCGGAAAUUAGUGCUCGCAAGAAAUAAGCGAGCAUCCUCACACAAAUGAAGUAACCGCUCACCGUUAUCAUUACGGGAGCCUACACCAUGUUGGUCGCCCAGAUGCAGCUCAUCUGUGGAUAAUUUUCCAACUUGAGC
Molecule: messenger RNA, 782 nt
Organism: Dicrocoelium dendriticum
Lineage: Eukaryota; Metazoa; Platyhelminthes; Trematoda; Plagiorchiida; Dicrocoeliidae
Source: the annotation of a GenBank genome assembly